AGAGGGGAAAGAGAGAGUGAGCGAGCGACUGAGAGGGAGAUGGCAGAGGAGGUGGUGCUAGGGUUUCUGAAGGACCACGAUGGGAUUAAUGACUCCGGCGAGUUUGCAGCAACCCUCGGUGUCGACCACAACGAACUCGUCAACGUCAUCAAGAGUCUACACGGAUUCAGGAUCGUCGACGCUCAGGACAUAAAGAAGGAAAAGUGGGUGCUUACAGAUGAAGGGAAAUCAUACACAGUGGCUGGUUCUCCAGAAAUGCAGCUAUUCCAGGCAAUACCACCAGAAGGGAUCUCAAGAGAGGAGUUGCAGGUACUUUUGUUCUUUUGUUUGCUUUGUUUCUCUAGCAUCAGCAAAUGUAUCUUGUGCACAGAUAUGCCCUCGUCCACCAUUCUCUCGCUGCAGCUGGAACUGGUGUACAUCAGCGGCUUGUUGAAAAGGGUGGAUCCUUCCGUCUACAAAAUUGGAUGUUCCCAGGCCAUGAAAAACAAAUGGGUGGAAAUGGGGAAGCUCCUAGUCUCCAGAAAGGUUCAACAUGUGGGGGAUCGAGUAAAAGAUGUCCUUCUGAAGAUUAGUGAUGGAAAGGAGGUUGGUGCAGAGGAUAUUGAUAGCUUGAAGAAAAGGAAGCUGAUUGCUUUACAGACAUGGAAGGGUUAUUCUUUACGAAAGGGUCCUAACUAUGUUGUUAAAAGGAUGAAAGCACUUACAGAUCUGACAAGAGAGCAGUUACAAAGGGGUGACUGGAAAGAUUUGGAAUUCAAGGAUUACAAUUUCAAUGCUCGAGGCCAGCCAACUGAAGGAGGGCAUCUUCAUCCUCUUCUCAAGGUACGAGCUCAAUUCAGAGAAAUAUUUCUUGAAAUGGGAUUCGAGGAGAUGCCAACAAAUAACUAUGUAGAGAGCAGCUUUUGGAAUUUUGAUGCCCUCUUCCAACCACAGCAGCAUCCUGCCCGUGAUUCACAUGAUACCUUCUUUCUCCAAGUGCCUUCAACUACCAAAUCGCUUCCUGAAGAUUACGUUGAUCGUGUAAAACAAAUUCAUGAAUCUGGUGGUUAUGGUUCAAAGGGAUAUGAAUAUGAAUGGAAAAGGGAAGAGGCAAACAAAAAUUUGCUCCGAACUCAUACAACAGCUGUUUCAUCAAGGAUUUUGUAUUUGCUUGCUCAGAAACCUUUCACUCCAAAAAGAUAUUUCUCUAUCGAUCGUGUCUUUCGAAAUGAAGCAGUUGAUCGGACACAUCUUGCCGAGUUUCAUCAGAUUGAAGGUAUCAUAUGCGAUCGGGGGCUUACACUUGGUGAUCUAAUUGGAGUGUUAAAUGAGUUCUUUUCUCGCUUGGGUAUGUCGAAGCUUCGUUUUAAACCAGCUUACAAUCCAUACACUGAGCCCAGUAUGGAAAUUUUCAGCUAUCAUGAAGGUUUCAAGAAAUGGGUUGAGGUGGGGAACUCCGGCAUGUUUAGGCCUGAAAUGCUACUUCCAAUGGGCUUACCAGAAGAUGUCCGUGCCAUUGCAUGGGGCCUGUCCCUUGAGAGGCCCACGAUGAUUCUCUAUGGAAUAGACAACAUCAGAGACCUAUUUGGGCAUAAGGUUGAUCUUGGGCUGAUCAAGACAAACCCAAUUUGCCGUCUUGGGAUACAGUAGGUUGGAGGUGCAUUGAUAUUUUUUUCAAGGGUAUAAGAUAACCAUGAGGUAAGCGAGUUCAGUUGGUAAGCCGUACGUUGGCUGUUGUCGAUUGGAUAUUGUAAAUGAAGCAGAAGCAGUGAAAUUUUGUCAGAAAGUGAUGGGUGAAUUGCAGGUAAAAUUGCAAUAAGCACUUUACGUUUUUCAUUCUUGAAGCAGGUGAUGUUGAUUGUUACCCGCGGCUUAUUUUUUUGUAAGGUACUCGGCACAGGAACAAAUGGUUCCGGUUUAUACUUCAUUUGAUAUUUAAGACUUCUAGCAGUUUAUUGCCAUGAAUAUUAAAGCUAAUUUGUUUGGAUAAACAAA
Molecule: messenger RNA, 1974 nt
Organism: Nymphaea colorata (pocket water lily)
Lineage: Eukaryota; Viridiplantae; Streptophyta; Magnoliopsida; Nymphaeales; Nymphaeaceae
Product: phenylalanine--tRNA ligase alpha subunit, cytoplasmic
Exons: 18
Coding region: 40-1629 (529 amino acids)
Biological process (GO): phenylalanyl-tRNA aminoacylation
Cellular component (GO): cytosol; cytoplasm; phenylalanine-tRNA ligase complex
Molecular function (GO): tRNA binding; phenylalanine-tRNA ligase activity; ATP binding
Source: RefSeq, a predicted model, not a curated record